Molecule: messenger RNA, 798 nt
Organism: Purpureocillium lilacinum
Lineage: Eukaryota; Fungi; Ascomycota; Sordariomycetes; Hypocreales; Ophiocordycipitaceae
Source: RefSeq, a predicted model, not a curated record
AUGGCCGGCUCCCACCACGUCCUCGUCCUCGGCGGCCACGGCAAGAUCGCCCAGAUGCUCACCCCGCUGCUCCUCAAGCGCUCCUGGACCGUCACCAGCGUCAUCCGCACCCAGGAGCAGGCCCCGACCAUUGAGCAGCUCGGCGCCGGCCUCCCUGGCAAGCUCAACGUCCUGGUCCGCAGCAUCGCCGACGUCGACAGCGACGCCCGCGCCCGCUCCAUCCUGGACGAGGUGAAGCCCGACUACGUCGCCUGGAGUGCCGGUGCCGGCGGCAAGGGCGGCGAUGCAAUGACCUACAAGAUCGACCGCGACGCCGCCAUCCACUUCAUCAACGCCGCCGCCGCCUCCUCCUUCGUCAAGCGCUUCCUCCUCGUCUCCUACUCGGGCUCCCGCCGCGCCGGCGCCUCGUGGUGGCCCGCCGGCGAGUGGGACAAGUACAACUCGACGGUCAACCACGGCUUCCUCGCCGCCUACUACCAGGCAAAGCUCGCCGCCGACGAGGCCCUCUACGAGGCCUCCCGCCGCUCCGGCGGCAAGAUGAUCGGCCUCUGCCUGCGCCCGGGUACCCUCUCCAUGGAUCCCGCCGGCCGCAUCGAGUUCGGCAAGACGGCCCGCCUCAACGGCCAGGUCAGCAGGGAGUCGGUCGCCCAGACGGCCGAUGCCCUGCUCGCUGCCGAUGGGGUCAAGAACUCGUGGCUCGACCUGCUCGACGGUGACCAGGAGGUCGAGGCUGCUGUCACAAAGGCGGUGCGCGAUGGCAUCGACACGAGCGAGGGCGAGGCCAUUCAUUCGUCGUAG